AUGUGGAAGGCUGUGGUGCAAGCCAUUUUUGCUGGCUAUAAGCAGGGUAUCCGGAACCAAUGGGAGCAGGCAGUUCUUCCUAAAAUUGAAAGUGUUUAUGCCCGAGAUGAAACAGAAUUCUAUUUGGGCAAGAGAUGUGCUUAUGUAUACAAAGCAAAGAACAACACAGUGACUCCUGGUGGCAAACCAAACAACACUGGAGUAAUCUGGAGAAAGGUAACUCGGGCCCACAGAACCAGUGGCAUAGUUUGUGCCAAAUUCUUAAGCACUCUUCCUACUAUGGCUAUUGGAAACAGAAUCCAAGUGAUGCUGUACCCCUCA
Molecule: messenger RNA, 321 nt
Organism: Gorilla gorilla gorilla (western lowland gorilla)
Lineage: Eukaryota; Metazoa; Chordata; Mammalia; Primates; Hominidae
Product: large ribosomal subunit protein eL33-like
Exons: 1
Biological process (GO): translation
Cellular component (GO): ribosome
Molecular function (GO): structural constituent of ribosome
Source: RefSeq, a predicted model, not a curated record